UCGCUGAGAGCCCGCCGUCCCGGCUUGGGGACUGCUCGGCGACGCCAAGGCGCCACCAGCCGUCUCGCCAGCCGCCCUCGCGCUCGAGCCACAGACAGGUGCUCAAGCAAAUCAGAGAGUGAAAGAAGCAGGCGAGGGAGUCAGAAAAUAUCAUAAAGGAGUCGUCGCUAAAGUUCUGUAGGUGUUCCUUGCCAACCAGUGCCUAAGCUUCGUGGUCAAUACCAUGGACAGCGCCCGCGAAAAGACGCAGGGGCGCUUGGAUGCCGCUGGCUUCUGGCAGGUCUGGCUGCGCUUUGACGCGGAGGAAAAAGGUUACAUAGAAGAGAAGGAGCUCGACGUUUUCUUUCAUCACACGUUGACAAAAUUGGGUACCGAUGAUGGAGUCAUGGAAGAAAAUGUGCAGAAGUUGAAACAGCAAUUUAUGGCUACUCACGAUGUCUCUAAAGAUGGUUACAUACAGAUGAAAGAGCUUUCCAGCAUGUUCCUGUCCGAGGAUGAAAACUUUCUUCUGCUUUUUCGCCAGGAAACCCCCUUGGACAGCAGUGUGGAGUUUAUGCAGAUUUGGCGCAAAUACGAUGCUGACAGCAGUGGCUUUAUAUCGGCUGCUGAGCUUUCUAACUUUCUCCGGGAUCUCUUCCUCCACCACAAAAAGACCAUUUCUGAGGCAAAGCUGGAGGAGUAUACUGGCACCAUGAUGAAGAUCUUUGACAAAAAUAAAGAUGGUCGGUUGGAUCUUAAUGACUUGGCCAGGAUUCUGGCUCUUCAGGAAAACUUCCUUCUUCAAUUUAAAAUGGACGCUUGUUCUGCUGAAGAAAGAAAGAGAGACUUUGAGAAAAUCUUUGCUCACUAUGAUGUUAGUAAAACUGGAGCCCUAGAAGGCCCAGAAGUGGAUGGAUUUGUCAAAGACAUGAUGGAGCUUGUCCAGCCCAGCAUCAGCGGGGUGGACCUCGAUAAGUUCCGGGAGAUUCUUCUGCGUCACUGUGAUGUGAACAAGGAUGGAAAAAUUCAGAAGUCUGAGCUGGCUUUGUGUCUUGGAUUGAAGAUCAACCCAUAAUCCCCAGGCUGCUCUGCCUUUUUGCUCUUAGGGUGUUUCUGUGCGCCUGCUGGUAAAAUUCUAUCUGUGCUUUGCUGUUGGGGACGCAGUAGGCAAACUUUUCUAACAAGUGGUGUGAUAUUUUUGGGCAAGGGGAGGGACCCUAGAGUCUCCUUCUAGUGGCAUGGUGUAUUCCCACCUCACUGAAAGCCCCCCAUACAGUGUCCGUGUUAGUUUCCCCUUGACCCUGGGCUUUCCUGUCCCCCCCAAAGACUCAGCUAACCUGCUGGAUCUGCUCUGCUUGUCCUCCCCCAGUCACCAGGGAGGCUGGACAGCUGAGGCCACCCCUCUGUGCUCUUCUUGUGGGCUUUCUGCUGAGUGGCAUCUGUCACAGUCCUAUGACUUCUACAAAUAGAUUUUGACCUGGAAAUAAACCUGCAGCUGGAAACAAAGAUGCAGUCGUAAUUGUUUUUGUGUUACGACCUUUGAAAUGUUCUACCUGAUGGUUUGACAGACAAACUACUUCUCUAAACUGGGAUGAGGGGGAGGAGGAGAAGGAGAGAGAAGGGCAAGAUCCUCAUGGAAUCCACACCACCAGUCCUCUGUAGUUCUUGGAUGCCCUGGUGAGUUCGCAUGAAAGUAGGAGUUGCCAAUAAUCACUUUUUAUUCAUUGCACAGAGAAGACCAGAACACUCAUCCUGGGCUGGGGUUUGCUCUUUAAGUGCUCUGUGAGCUCACACGGCCAGGCCAAUCGGAAUGCAGAAGAAAUCUGGAGAAAAUGUUUCCCAGGUAACCCAAGCAUCUGCUCCCCACUCCAUCCCUUCCCCUUCUAACAGUUUCUUCUAGUGAAUCCGGGACCACUGAGGUCUUCUCCUAUGCUCCUGAGUAUCGGGGGCCCCUCUGCCGGCUCCACCAUGGACUCUGGAACUCUGACACGAUCCCCAUGAGAGGGGGGACUGCUUCUUCCUGGGACAGGGGCAGGCCCCACUUUCCUUUACUGUCCUGACACUUUAUUCUCCGUAAUAUUCCUGUCUUAUAGUAGACCGUGCAGGAAUUUCAGGUUAAUGAAGUGUUACAGGCAAUUGAGAAAAAUGACAGUGUAGCAUGGUGUAUGUAGAGCUGUUCACAACCCAAGGAACCCCAACAUUCACAGAGGUUCCCCUCACGGGCACACCCUGGUCCUGACCUGAUUCCCCUUCCCACAGGUGUCACUCAUCUCAAACAUACAGAUCCUUAAUAUCAAUAACUACCAUUUACUAAGUGUUUUCUAUAGGCCAAGUACUUCUAGGUGCUUUCCAUACCUUACAUAAUUUAAUCCUCAUCAGAACCGUAUGAAGUAGGUACUCCCCUGAUACCCGUCUUAGAGAUGAAGAAACUGAGGCAGAGAGAAGUUAAGCAAUGUGUCUGUGCUUGUACAUCUCGGAAGUGGGGAGCUGGGGUGUUAAUUAGGGCCAAUUUUCGUGCACCUUUCGGGAACCUAGGCCCCCUCCCCCAGGUUUGGUUCCGAUGUGGGAUCCACGGCCACAUCCAGCAGGACAUCUCUCCAGGUCUGGGGCAUGAAGUCUGGGGUAACACCUGAUGGGAGCUUGCAGAGCCCAGAAGGCAGCAUGGAGCAAGACAGGCAUGCAAACUUCUCCUCAUUGUCCCAAUGUUGAGCUGUGUACACACAGACCCUUCAAAGGACAAAAAUUCAUUUACAGGGUUCAGACAGUCUAAACCCACAAGAAGGAAAAAAAAAAGUCUCUAUCUCCAGGCCAUCACAUGGUUCUGCAGAACGUUAAUUCCUCUUCUUAAUCUCCUGGGUUUUAACAUAGUUGGAUUUAUUUUAUAUUUAUUUAUUGUGAUGCUUUUUAUAUUUGGUUUGAGAAAUAUUGCUCUAUAGGUCACAAAUGCAUUCUAUUCUACUACCAUUUAUUAACACUUUUAAAAAAUUAUAGUAGGAUAUAUAUAUAUGAGAUAAAAUUUGCCAUUUUAAC
This is a messenger RNA of Equus caballus (horse), 3009 nucleotides long. It is a transcript of the gene SCGN, whose product is annotated as secretagogin, EF-hand calcium binding protein. Gene Ontology annotation, molecular function: calcium ion binding. NCBI's taxonomy places the organism in Eukaryota, Metazoa, Chordata, Mammalia, Perissodactyla, Equidae. Gene Ontology annotation, biological process: regulation of long-term synaptic potentiation; regulation of presynaptic cytosolic calcium ion concentration. The record is from RefSeq and is a predicted model, not a curated record. Gene Ontology annotation, cellular component: cytosol; terminal bouton; synapse.